AUGAUUGAAGCAAUAUAUAUAUCAGAUAUAACCAAUCUGUUAAUUUAUGAAUAUUCCAAUAAACUAUCAAUUCCCAAAUUCAAAACAAUUCUACCGAAAAUUCAAUCACAAUCGACCGAUUCAACAUCACCACAAUCAUUAACUACUACUCAUUUUAACAUAAAUUCAUCAUAUUAUAUAGUACAACACAAACAUUUAUCAUUGAAUUUUUAUACACUUUGUUCCAAUUCAAAUUCUAGUCCCUUAAUACCUCAUACAUUUAUACAAAGAUUUAUUGAAACUUUACAAGAUUAUUUUGGAGAAUUGAAUAGUAAUAAAAUAGAAACAAAUAAUGAUAUUAUUACAUUAAUACUAUAUCAAAUGUUAGAUGAUGGAAUGCCUAAUAUUACUGAUUUUAAUAAAAUAAGAGAUUUAGUUAGUCAUAAUUCAUUAUUAACCAAAAUUUUAAAUGAAGCAUCAAAAACUACUGGAUUAGUUCAAGAUACAAAAUUAUCUUUCCAAACAGAUAUACCAUGGAGAAGAAAUGAAGUUAAACAUACAAAUAAUGAAAUGUAUGUUGAUGUAAUUGAAAAUCUAAAUCUUAUAAUUAAACCAAUAAUCAAAAAAUCAAAAUUAAAUCAACAAUAUGAUUCUGCUUUUUAUUCAAGUCAUCAAUCUGAAAGUAUUGUAGAUAAUUAUAUUUUAAAUGGUUCUAUAAAUGGACAAAUUGAUUUUAUAAGUAAAUUAAGUGGUCAACCAACAUUAGAAUUAAUUUUAAAUAAAAUUGGAUCAAAUUUAAUAUUACCACAAUUUCAUAGAUGUAUAAAUCUUGAUAUGUUUAAAGAAAGGAAAGGUGUAUUAUCAUUUAUACCACCUGAUGGGAAAAGUACAAUUAUGAAAUAUCAAAUUGAUUUAAACGAUGAAUCAAUGAAUAAUAAAGAAAAAAUUAAUUUAAUUAAAUUAAAUAGUAUAGAUACUCAAUUUUUAAUUCAUGAAAAUUCAUCUGAUUUUGAAAUAAAAUUAUUUCCAACUUUAUUAAUUAAUAAAAUAGAUAGCAUAAUUGUUGAAAUAGUUUGUGAAAAUCAAGAAGAUCAAAUUAAAAUAAAUAGAAUAAGUCACGGAGAUUUUCAAACUAAAUUUAAUAAUAAACAUGAAUGGAGUAUGAAAGAUUUGAAAAAGGGAGUAAUUCCAAUAUUAAAUGCAACAAUAAUAAGUAAAAAUGAAGAAGAAAUAGAAAGUAAUGGUGAUAGUGAAAAUCAUAAAGAUUCAUUAUCAACUCAUUCCAUUAAAUCAAAAAAACCAUUAUAUAUUAAAUUGAAUUUCACUUAUAAAGGAUUAGUUCCAAGUGGUAAUAAAGUUGAAAGUUUAAAAAUAACAAAUGCAAAAGGAUUAGGUGAUAAUGUUAAACCAUACAAAGGUGUAAAAUAUAUAACUAAUUCUGGAGAAUAUAUAGUGCGAUCUUAG
Lodderomyces pseudojiufengensis is the source of this 1443-nucleotide messenger RNA. RefSeq lists its product as uncharacterized. The transcript has a single exon. NCBI's taxonomy places the organism in Eukaryota, Fungi, Ascomycota, Pichiomycetes, Serinales, Debaryomycetaceae. Gene Ontology annotation, biological process: intracellular protein transport; endocytosis. Gene Ontology annotation, cellular component: cytoplasmic vesicle; clathrin adaptor complex. Bases 1 to 1443 code for a protein of 480 amino acids. The record is from RefSeq and is a predicted model, not a curated record.